This is a messenger RNA of Bemisia tabaci, 4412 nucleotides long. The record is from RefSeq and is a predicted model, not a curated record. Lineage: Eukaryota; Metazoa; Arthropoda; Insecta; Hemiptera; Aleyrodidae.
GCUAUUCCCACGCUUGGUGUUCUGCGUUUAUUCCGGUGCCUUCGUAUCUUAUGUUCAGGUUUCGUUGAUUUCUGGUUUCAUACGUUAAUUUUUUGAAAAUUGCAUCUAAAAUACUUACCUGUUCGGUCACUGUGGGAUCUAAUUCAACUGACCACGGGGAAUUUUUUAACAUUUUUGCGAUUUUAAGGCCGUCCUCACCCAGAAUAAGGUCAAGGAGUAAGUCCUAGUUCUUGAUUGAAAGUUUCUCUAACCAAGUGGGUGAAAAUGUACCGUAUGAAUUUCUACGAGAGCACCUGUCUGCGGUGCGGGCAGACGGUGUACCAGGUGGACAGGGUGGGGCCCCUGAAGGACUUCACGUUCUUCCACAGUGGGUGCUUCAAGUGCUCGAUCUGCGGGACGAAGCUGACCCUAAAAACCUACUACAACAACCAGCACAAGCAGGAGGACAAGGAGGUCUACUGCCACAGCCACGUGCCCAAGAUCGGGCCCGGACACUUGGACGGUUCGGCCGUGGGUAUCCGGUCCGCCCUGAACGUCCCGAAAUCGGCCCCGUACGUCAACGACCAGAUCCGGGGCUCCGGCAAAGGGACCUUCGACGCGGAGGCCCUGAAUAUCCGGCCGCACCUGAACGGGAGCUUCAACACGUCCCUGAACACGACCAACAGCUCCAACGGGCAGAACCACUCGAACCAUCACACCCCCACCCACGACAACUAUCAGUACGGCAGGUUCGAUGCCAGUGCUCUGCACAUAGCCCACGCCUUGCGGCAAACGGAGAUACAGAAAGGCUACAACAAAGUUAAAGAGAAACCUCUCGAAGUCUAUCUGGAUAAAGACGAACAGACGAGACUGGAAAUGAAACACCGGAAAGAAGAGGAUGACUUAUACCGGAAGUUCGCGAAACAGCGAGAAGAGGAGGACAAACGAAUGAAAGAAGAAUUUAGAGACGAAUGGGAGAAAGAAUUAGAGCGAUUGACAAAUCGAUUCGAAAAAGAAUUACAAACCAAAAGGAAAAGGCCGGAAGAUCAAAAAGUGCUGACAAUGAGAUUGCAGCAAGAAAAAGAAAAUUUGGAAAAGAACAUGACCAUUAGACGAGACAAGAAGAAGGAAUCACUUACCAGAAAACUUCUUGAACAUGAAAGAGCGGCGACGGCAGCGCUGGUGGAGAAGCAGAGCAGCGAAAUGUUGGAGCUGAUCAACGAAAAACGGAGCGAGUACAUGAUGGCCGAGUCCCUGUACCUGGACGAGGGGGGCGGCUACACGGAAGACGCCCUUCUCCCCUACCCCAGUCAGGCCCCGGUCCCCGCCCCACCCGCUAUCUCAAAGUUCCAACUUUACAACGACCCCAUCGAGUUUGCUCACGUCGAUCAAAUCGCCAUCUCGGUGGCGCAAGAAGAUCAAAAGACUUUUACCGAUUUAGUAAGGCAGUUGGUAGGGAGAUGUGGAUCCGAUAUCGAAAAAGCCAGGACUAUAUUCAGAUGGAUUACAGUGAAGAACCUAAAUACGAUGCAGUUUGACGACAAUCUAAGAGGCGAUACUCCGAUGGGUCUUCUUAGGGGGAUCAAACACGGAACAGAGAGCUACCAUGUUUUAUUCAAGCGUCUUUGCAGUUAUGCAGGUUUACACUGCGUAGUCAUCAAGGGCUACUCGAAAUCCGCGGGUUAUCAGCCUGGAAUCCGCUUCGAGGACAAUCGCUUCCGCAACUCGUGGAACGCGGUUUAUGUGGCCGGCGCGUGGAGAUUUGUGCAGUGCAAUUGGGGUGCCAGACACCUCGUCAACGCUAAGGAGGUACCAAAAGCUGGCAGCAAAGGAAAAUCAGAUAGUUUAAGGUAUGAGUAUGAUGACCAUUAUUUCUUAACGGAUCCAAGAGAAUUCAUCUAUGAAUUUUUCCCCCUUCAAUCCGAGUGGCAACUCUUGAAAAACUCGAUUUCACUACAAGAUUUCGAAGAGCUACCUUUCGUUAGAUCACUGUUUUUCCGUUACGGCCUGUAUUUCCCCGACUCCCGCACCAAAGCAGUCAUGUACACCGAUGCAACCGGUGCAGCGACAGUCCGGAUUGCAAUGCCAACAAAUAUGCAGUCCAGUUUAAUAUUCCAUUAUAACUUAAAACUAUACGGCAGCGAAGGCGACACCUACGACAAUGUCAGCUUGAAACGAUUUGUCAUGCAGUCCGUGGUUGGAAAUGUCGCGGCCUUCCGAGUGCACGCCCCUAGCAGCGGGGCCUUCUUGUUGGACAUAUUCGCAAACGCUGUGACGCCCAAAGAGUACCUGACCGGAGAGCCAAUGAAAUUCAAGAGCGUCUGCAAGUUCAAAAUCAUCUGCGAGGAGCUCCAGACCGUGAUGGUUCCUUUGCCGGACUGCGCGAGUGGCGAAUGGGGACCAACCAAGGCAACGAGACUCUUCGGGCUCAUCCCAAUCACACAUCAGGAUGCUCUAGUUUUUGCCGGUAGAGAAUUGGAACUCCAAUUCCGAAUGUCAAGACCCCUGACGGACUUCAUGGCUACUCUUCACAAAAACGGAGUUGAAGAGAAACGAUUGUCUAAAUUUGUGUCACAUACCAUUACAGAUGACGAUAUCGUAACCUUCCUGAUCAGUUUUCCCGAGGAGGGACAGUAUGGCCUAGAUAUUUACACGAGAGAAGUCAAUAGUCAGACGGAGAAUAGCGGGGAAAAACAUCUUCUCACACACUGUUGUAAAUAUUUAAUCAAUAGCUCCAAACGAAACUGACGAAAAAAUUCCACCUCUGUGUAAGCACAGUGGGGUCCAAGAAUGUUGGCUGUGUGGAGACACACGGAUAGAUUACCAAAAAGUGUUCGCGCUAGGGAAAAAAUUGUGUAUAUGAUGCAAUCGUUGGAUAAUUUGCACGAGUUCAAUGGGCCUGUUGCAAACUUUUGCUAGAGCAAAAGUAAGAGUUGCAAAAUAAGAGAGCAAAUAAAAUCACGAUGAGCGCAUUGGCAAAGUUUGAAAUGUAUUCCUAACUUUACAAUCUCCAUAAAAAAUCUGCGUUUUUUUCAGCUUCGCACUUCAAAAACGAUACGAUGGCACAAGUGAACAUUUCGUUAGAGGAGUCGUGCCAUUCAACCCUUUCGCAAUAUCGGAAUUGGGAGCACAAGACCAAAACGGAUCUUUAUCAACGCGAAAAAAUCGUGAAUUUAAGCACGCUGGGUUGUUAAAAAAUUGUUAAAAUCUCGUCCAGGCACAUGUGUUUUGGCGGAUUGGUGUCAGCCAUGUUGAAUAUUGUAUAGUAUCCAAGUGUGCAGGGGUUGGAUAGAACGACACCUUUAACGAAAUGUUCACCUGUGCCGUAGUAUUGUUUUUGAAGCGGGAAGCUCAUAAAAACGCAAAUUUCUCAGCAGAUUGUGAAGUUAACAGUGCAUUUAAAACUUUGCCAAUGCGCUCAUCGUGCUUUUUGAGACAAUUACUGAUAGAGAUAACUCUUACUUUUGUUCUAGCAAAAGUUUGCAACAGGCCCAUUGCUUGAAGCAUACUAUACUUGUUAUAUAUACUUGAAUUUGUUUCAAAAGGUUUUUUCACGAGUUGCAGCUGCGUAUGGAGCAAAAUAAACCUUGAGAUUAGUUUUUUCAGUCAUUUAAAAUCAUAAAAUCUGUGAGACAUAUUCAAUUUCAUGUACAAGUAAUACGGCGAAUAUGCAAUUUGUCCAAAAUCAGACAGUAUUGUACGAGUGCAACCUGCAUUAUAGAAGUGCUCUGAGAGCGGUCACACAUCCAUCGGUUUCCUUCUCAUGAAGUGAUCUGUCUGAAAAUGCUGCUCAAAAUCUGGAAUUAAGUCACGUGAUUUUUGCCUAGUACGGCAGAAUUAUCAUCUCAUCAUAAGUACAAUUUUCUCCUUGAACAUGGCAUGAGAUAUCCUAGGCGUGAUACCUUACCUCGAUCAUGAAGCUCAAUGUCGUAUGGUCGUAUGGUCGUAUGGUCGUAUGGUCGUAUGGUCGAAAGGAAUGUCUAAGGAUUAUCAAUUCACCGUAUCAUAAGUUCUAAGAGAGGGAACGUCUCUUUUUUUUCAGAGAGUCUUUUUAGUUAAAGAAAAGUUAAGCAAUGCACUUCUCAUUGUACAUUCCUGCCAUUGAACUAAACUUUUGAACUUCUGAAUUGAGUCUAUAACUCAAAAUUUUGGUCCACGUCAAGACCAUUUUGGAUGCAAAUUAUGAUGCCUUAGCUCCGAUCAUGAGAUGGGUUCCAUGCGUGAAUUUCUUGUAUCUAUGCAGUGAUCUGCGAAAAAAUAUAAUAAAAUAAAGAUGAAACUUUCAACAUUUGUCCUUGGCAGCCUAGAAGACCUACCAUAGCUUUAUCUACACGAAUAAAACUGAUAUCAUCACUCGUGCAGACCCCAAAAAUCAGGAACAAGUGCCGCAUAAUUUUUGUUUGAAUCGCAAAAUGUUAUCUUCAUGACGAAAA